AUGGGUUCUCUACUCCAGGGCCUGCGGAGGCUCUACUCACUGGACACGCUCGACACUCGUUUAACCACUUCGUCCACUGCUCCUACUAAAGCCGCUAACUCAGACUCGACGCGAGAUGGCAAAGAUGCUCGAGCACAAGAGAUUGCCUCCAGAGCUCAGCCAUCAAGAUGGAACACACCAGAAUUCUAUUUUUACUAUUUUGUGUUCAUUACUGUGAUUCCGAUGAUGUUCAAGACAGUCAUCGAUGUCUCACAGCCUGAUCACCCUGCAUAUGCGACCUAUGUUGAUUUGUUAUCUCCCGGAUGGAUUCCAGGACGCAAAGUCGACAACUCCGACGCUCAAUACUCCAGCUUCCGCGACAAUAUUCCCUACCUUUUCAUCCUCUUAAUCAUCCACCCUCUCCUUCGCCGAGCAUAUAAUUACUUCAAUCCUGUCCCCACAGCAUCACCAAGCGAAGGACGCAAGCAACUCAACAUCGCCGCCGACGCCCGGCUGAAACAACGUGCCGUCUUUGAUUUCUACUUUGCGAUUAUUUUCCUGAUCGGACUUCAUGGAAUAUCCAUUUUCAAGAUCUUGACGAUCCUUUAUAUCAACUACAAAAUCGCCAAAGGGCUGCCGCGAUCGUAUAUUCCAGCCGCAACAUGGAUAUUCAAUUUGAUUGUUCUGUUUGCUAAUGAGUUGUGUGAUGGAUAUCCUUUGGCAAGCAUUGCGAGAUUUUUCGUGUCGUCCGAGGUCGCAGCGGCAAAGACAGUACCCACGUUGGUCGCGUGGGCAGAAUUCUUGGAUGGACUCGGAGGAUUGAUGCCGCGGUGGCAGAUUCUGUUCAAGUUUACAAUCCUGCGCUUGAUCAGUUUCAAUAUGGACUAUUACUGGAGUCUGAGUUACCCUUCGGACAGUCCUAUCGAGAAGCAAAUUGAUCCAUUCUCAAUGUCCGAGCGGGAUCGUUCUACAAUACCAGCAGAACCAUCUGCAUAUAAUGCAUUAUAUUACACUGCUUAUGUGUUGUACUCUCCUCUCUAUUUGUCGGGACCAAUCGUCAACUUCAAUGACUACAUAUCCCAGCAGCGACAUCCCUCACCUGCCCUAACACCAACACGAAACUUGUUAUAUGGAAUCCGCUUCUGCCUGACUUUGCUGUGUAUGGAAUUGAUACUCCACUUCAUCUACGCAGUGGCCAUCUCAAAGUCAACGAGUGACUGGUCAAUUUACACACCCGGUCAACUCAGUAUGCUAGGCUAUUUCAAUCUCCAAAUCAUCUGGCUGAAGCUAUUAAUUCCAUGGCGACUGUUCCGGCUGUGGGCUCUCCUCGACGGUAUCGACCCGCCUGAGAAUAUGGUUCGAUGCAUGUCGAAUAAUUACUCUGGGUUAGCGUUCUGGCGCUCAUGGCACCGAUCAUACCAUCUCUGGGUUCUCCGAUAUCUUUACUUCCCAUUAGGCGGCGGCCGUCGAUCAUCCAAAUCGACCAAAGACUCAUCACCACCACCACCAACAUCGUCACUUCUGUCCCGAGCCCGCGGUAUCUUCAACCAAUUAAUCGUCUUCACCUUCGUCGCCGUCUGGCACGACAUCAACCUCCGCCUCCUCAUGUGGGGAUGGCUAAUCACAUUAUUCGUCCUCCCCGAAGUCAUCGCCAAAUACAUUUUCCCAGCAUCGCGCUGGCGUUCUCGCCCAAACCUAUAUCGCGUGAUCUGCGGUAUCGGUGCCGUAGGCCCUAUCCUGGCUAUGAUGACGGCAAAUCUCGUGGGAUUUGCACUAGGAGUGGAUGGAUUGAAAGGGUUUUUGGCGGGGAUAUUGGGCUCAUGGACAGGCGCCGGUUUCAUGCUCGGUGCUUGUGGGGCGUUGUUUGUGGGAAUUCAGGUUAUGUUUGAGAUUAGGGAAAGCGAGCAGCGGAAGGGCAUCAAGUUGAGUUUUUAA
Messenger RNA from Talaromyces marneffei, 1914 nucleotides. RefSeq lists its product as uncharacterized. Bases 1 to 1914 code for a protein of 637 amino acids. The transcript is spliced from 3 exons. Gene Ontology annotation, cellular component: endoplasmic reticulum. NCBI's taxonomy places the organism in Eukaryota, Fungi, Ascomycota, Eurotiomycetes, Eurotiales, Trichocomaceae. The record is from RefSeq and is a predicted model, not a curated record. Gene Ontology annotation, biological process: GPI anchor biosynthetic process.